ACCAGAGCAACACUCGAGUCUUAUCUCUUCAACAAAACUAAACCCACCUCUCUUCCAUUACGGAAUAUUUAAAACAUUUAAAAGUUAAAUUAAGGAAUGUGUGCGCGUUACUCUUUGUAUCUUUUCUCCACCCGCUUAAUAACUGGCAUCAACUGAUACCAAGAAAAAGGGGAAAUCAAACCGACCGAGAAACUGCGAAAGAAUCAACGGAGGGAAGUGGGUUUUUAUUUGGUGGAAGCUCAAAUGACGUUUCGCUCUAUCUUUUGUGUCAAGCCUUCAGAUCGGAGCGACAGGAGUAAGAAAGAGCCAACAUGGAGGAUUUUUUCACUGAAGGAAUUACAUUCUGCCACGAACAAUUUCAAUUACGAUAACAAGCUCGGAGAAGGAGGAUUUGGAAGUGUUUACUGGGGUCAGCUUUGGGAUGGAUCACAAAUUGCAGUUAAGAGAUUAAAAGUCUGGAGCAACAAAGCAGAUCUGGAAUUCGCUGUUGAGGUUGAGAUACUGGCUCGAGUUCGGCACAAGAAUCUGCUGAGUUUGCGUGGCUAUUGUGCCGAAGGACAAGAGCGCCUGAUUGUAUAUGACUAUAUGCCCAAUUUGAGCUUGCUCUCUCAUCUUCAUGGACAGCACUCAUCAGAAUGCCUUCUCGAUUGGAACAGAAGGAUGAAUAUUGCAAUAGGAUCUGCCGAGGGAAUUGCCUAUCUUCACCACCAUGCUACCCCGCAUAUAAUCCAUAGAGACAUCAAAGCUAGCAAUGUGUUGUUAGAUGCUGAUUUUCAGGCUCAGGUUGCUGAUUUUGGUUUUGCUAAGCUUAUCCCAGAUGGUGCAACGCACGUGACUACAAGAGUUAAGGGUACCCUUGGCUACCUUGCCCCCGAAUAUGCUAUGCUAGGAAAAGCAUCAGAGAGUUGUGAUGUAUACAGCUUUGGCAUUCUCUUGCUCGAACUGACCAGCGGCAAGAAACCCCUUGAAAAACUAAGUUCCGCCUUGAAACGCACUAUUACAGAGUGGGCGUUGCCACUGGCUUGCCAGAAGAAGUUCAACGAGCUGGCAGAUCCAAGGUUGAAUGGGAAGUUUGUAGAGGAAGAGUUGAAAAGAGUCGUACUUGUUUCGCUUAUAUGUGCUCAUAGUCAGCCCGAGAAAAGACCCACCAUGCUUGAGGUAUUGGAGUUACUAAAAGGACAAUCAAAAGAGAAGUUAGCUGAAUUAGAAAAUGAUGAACUGUUCAACAGCCCUCAGUCUGCAGAUUAUAAAGACGGGACAGCAGUUCCUGAAGAUAGCUCAGACUUAAUCUCAGAAGAGGAGGAGGCUAAACAGGAAGUGGAGGAGGAGAUUGAACCCGAAAAGGCUCAAAAUAACUGAGAAGUAAAUGACACAAAAAUGUGAAAUAGAAUCUUGGCUUGCCAGGCUUUUUGGUUUUUUUUUUUUUAGGUACUGAAGGGCAAAGGUGGAGGUGGCUGUGGCAUUUAAUAGCAAGUGCAGGAAGCAUGUUUGCAGGAGUGGUGUGAAAGUAAAGGUUGGUUUGUGUGUAGUACCAUUUAAUGUAAAUUAAUGACACAAAACUCUUUCUCGUGUUUAUUGGGGUGGUGUGUAGUCAUAGGAAAAAGCAGGCUUCUUAAUGGUGUGUUGAUGUGGGAAAAUGUUUAGGUGAAUUGGAUUGCAAUGUUUAAAUGGGAUCAUUUUGUUUUGGCCUCGAGUGAAAACUUUUAUGAAUAGUCAUAUUCAAAUUUGUUUAA
Pistacia vera is the source of this 1733-nucleotide messenger RNA. RefSeq names its product PTI1-like tyrosine-protein kinase At3g15890. NCBI's taxonomy places the organism in Eukaryota, Viridiplantae, Streptophyta, Magnoliopsida, Sapindales, Anacardiaceae. Gene Ontology annotation, biological process: protein phosphorylation. Gene Ontology annotation, molecular function: ATP binding; protein kinase activity. Gene Ontology annotation, cellular component: plasma membrane. The record is from RefSeq and is a predicted model, not a curated record.